Cladocopium goreaui is the source of this 1054-nucleotide messenger RNA. Lineage: Eukaryota; Dinophyceae; Suessiales; Symbiodiniaceae. The record is from the annotation of a GenBank genome assembly.
AGGUGACCCAUUGGGAGCAGAUACCCAAUGUGGAGCCGGCGUGCCGACAGCUGAAUAUGUCAGACACCAGAAAAUUGGAACCUCAGUGUAAAGACAAGAUGGUGCAACUAUUGUCGAAAGCGCCACGCCGCCAUGGCGCCAUCCGUGUGACCUUCGUCACAGCCUUCUUCUGGGCUCGCAGUGAUCUGGCCAUGGAUGUCAUCGAUGAGGUUAUCGAUGCCGAUGGAGACGGACAUUGGAAAAAUGCCAAGUUGGGAUUCAUCACACAGAUUGGGGCCUGGUACUACUACUGCUCCAAGCUGAAGUUUUCCUACUGUCCAAGGAAAGAGCUCAUAGAACAGGACAUGUAUGGCAAAGGCAUGCAGACAUUUAAGGAGGAGAUGGAGGUGAGUUUGGAGCGAAUGCAGAGCUGGUGUCAUAGUGGUCGAGUUCAGCUUGGAUGUUACCUUCAAACAAUCAGUUGGAGCGAUGGCAAAGGAGAGCGAGAGACUUAUGCAGAUAUGAACGUCUACAUCCAGAAGGCCAUGACAUCCCAAGCUUCGUUCAAGUUUCAACUGAUCGAUUUCUACCAGAUGGGUGGCAACAUGCCCGAAGAGGUCCAUGGUGGACAUGGAUCUAUCCUCUUGAACCUCUGGAUGUGGACGGUGAUGUUCAACUCCAUCUGCCCCGCGGGACUGGCAUCCGAAAAGGUCAACGCUGUCUUCGACGGUGUCAUGUGCUCUGGGACCCAGUUGCGCUGGGCGAAUUGCCCCAAGUAUCAUCACUUCUGCACUCAUGGAGGACCCGCCUGUGAGAAAUGGGAGUGUAUGAACAGCGUGCAAUGCACUCUCCGUGCCAGCAACCCGCCAGAAAUGGGCGACACCAAAGGAAUGUGUGAUGCUGCCCUGGACAUUUCUGGUUUUGCUGCCGCGGAGAAAACGACAUGUCAUCGCCUUUGGUGUCACGAACAUGUGCAGUGGCUUCUCCCCGCGGCUGUCACGGUGCUGGCCUUGUUGUUGAAAUUAUUCCUCAGCGAAAGUGGCAAACAGGAUGUUUCAAGAGAGGUACAGCAGGC